UGGAAUCAAUAGCGCUGGAUGUAAAACACAUAAAUUCCUCGUCUACAACGACAACAGGAAAUUAGUAGCAAUACGGACCUCUACGGACCUGCGAAUCGCAAGGAGUUCUUUCGUCUCUCCGAAACAGAGCGACACGAAUCAAAGGUAUUUCACCAUAAUUUCCUGUAGGCAGAUUUUCCCGUUCCUCCAGAUAUAUCACAAUCUAUCAACUUCUCUCUUCUGAGUCUUUUUUCUCAAACACUACAGAUAUUCUCAGGAACCGACUCCCCGAGUAUUGUCUUCGAAAUACUUGCGAAGCGACUUGCGAAGAGACACCAUAAAUGGAGGGUGAUCGUGAUCCGCCGUCGAAUCCUAGCCCCGAUGAUGGGGGUACAACGAACUAUGAUUUACGAAGUUUAGAUUUAGUACUGCAUAAGCAGAAAGAGACUCUUCAGACUUUCUCACUCCUUAUAUCUGAAAUGUAAGUGAUGGCUCAAGUCGUGUCUGUCCUUCUACGGAUUACAUUAAAUCUACAACAUCAGGAGCGCCGCUCAUUUCCAACCCGAGGCCUCCCCAAAUAAGUCCGCUUCCGGCCCCUCAAGAAGAACCUUAAGGAACAACUAAGAAUGAUAAUGAUUAGAGAGGAUGCUCAAGAUGGACCUUAUAUAUAACAGGAACAACUAAGAAUGAUUGGUGGGAUCCUCGUUUCUCAAGUACCAGCGUUACCCCUGAAUGACAAUGAUGAUUUUGUUUCUAUCCCAUGAGUUUGAGUACAACUUGCGAGUAUUUUUUAAAUUUACACCUAGCGUGUAGCCCUUCCAUUUCUUGACUUUGAAAGUUCUAAGAGGAAGACUACAUUCCAUCCUUGACAGAAGAUGGAUUUGCGAGCUUUCUGACCUUCGACCAGAAUCCACCUCCAUACGACGGGCCUGAUGGAAGCUUCACAGGUACUUUUGGAGAAGUUGCUGAAGUUUGGCUUUGAUGGUAGCACUUGUGCUUGAAAUGGUGUCCUCCUUACUUGCUGAGGGCUUUCUUACAGUAAAAAUAGUAAGAAGAUGAUAGUUAUUUGUUCUCCCUGACUUGAGUUCGUGUGGUACACACACACACACGACACAUUGUGCGAAAAAACUUUCUUUCACAGAUCCAGAGUACGUGAGACUACGAGCCUUCGGGACAGAGCAGCAACCACGAUGCUGCUGCUUGUCGCGGCGUAACUGCGGAAUUCUUCUGGUUGUUUUGUUAUGAUUCAAUUACUCUUCACGAACAGACACGAUCCUGAUUCAACAAACUACCCAUUUUCACUUCCAAUCAUUUCUCUCAGUUGAGUCUACUGCUUCCAAAACAAUAGUCUAGAUGGUUGCUCGCGUCCAGAGGAGUCAUCUCCAGAGGAGUCGUCUCCAGUCAUUUCCUAUGCUAUGCUAGGCUAUGCUGCGCUCUAAUCUGUGGCCUGGUUGUGGCCAUUUUUGGAGUAGUGCUUCCUCUAGUCUUGCCGCUGUGUGGAGUGAGUAUCGGGAAAAGCAGCACUCAUACUCCUUUAUGGUUCAUAGUAUCAAAUUUCCAAUUGAGACAAGAAGAGGACAAAGAAACAAGAAUAGGGAUAAGAAAUCUUAGAGUAGUAGCGUAUCAUAUUAUAUGGGUCACGAUCAUGUGAUACUAUAGAAGAGACGUAUACGACUGUUGACCAUCUUCAUGUGAGCCAAAAAUGAUAUUGGUACUCUCCUUCAUCAAAAUAGAACAAAGAGAUUCAGAGAAAAAUAGAACAAAGAGAUUCAGAGUACUAGUUUUCCUAGUGGGCCCAUAGUACCUAACCUAACCUACUUAAACCUUUUUGGAAAAUUAAAAUAUGAUAAGUACUGAUCAUCACGACGUGCAACUAACGAGCCACUUCGAAUAUAGAUAAGAGACUUCUAACGACUUCUACGGCGCAGACACGACCUGCACCAGCCGCAGCCGGCGGCGCGGCAGCUGGUGGGACAGCAGGCACGGGUGGGGUCUCGGCAGGCGGAGGAGUGGUUGAGAAAAUAGAUCCGGAGAAAGUGAAAGAGGAACUAGAAGAGACCAAGGAGGAGAUUGUGAAAGCAAGGGCUGAACUUGCCGAGGCUAAGAAAGCCAAAGCAGAGAAAAGGAGCGCGCUUCAGUUAAGAAAGAUUAGCUGAGCAAAUGAAUGAGCUCGUUUCGUCCGGCACCUGAGUUGCACUUUCUCUUUUGUGCCCUUUGAAAAUAUGUUUCGCUACUAGAAUCGUAACUACUGUAAAUCAUGAGGUAGAUGAAAACGAAGGCAAACAUACAAUAAUGGUGUGCUUCUACAUGCAUGGUAUGUUUUUGUACAGGGCUUUCGUGUAUUUGCGGGGACGCUUUUCUGUACUUGUCCUGAGCUUGGUUUCUUCCCUUUAUUUCUAAUAGAUGAUGCAAAGACACCCGAGGAGAAGACCGCUGCGGAAGCAGAAGUGAAGGCCAAGCAUCACGCUGUUGGAGCUUCACAGGGCAAACUGUUUGACCUGUUACAACCUACGGCCAAAGAAAUAAGUAUCAGAAAUGUUGCAAAUGACUUUCAACAGAUUAAUAUUUCAAGAAAUUGGCACUUCAACAUUAUAGCCGGCCCUUCAACGUAUUCCUGAAUGAACUAUCCGGUUCUUACAUCAACUACUUAUCGUAUUCCAGGAUCUUCUCCAUAAAGAAGAUGAAGAUGAAUAAAGAAGAUGUAGAUGAAGGAGUAUCAUGCUAAGCUCUCUCGGUCAACGAGUGGAGAGGAAAGAUCCCUUGGGACGACAUCGGUCAUAAUUAAUGGCGACGACUUUACUCAGGUCACCCGCCUCGGUGCUCUACCUUGACUUUACUCAGGUCACCGAUUCAUCCUCGGAGUCGAGCCAGGUGCCGGGGGGCUUCGAUCUGCAGGAUUCACGACCUAUAACCUAUAUUGAAGAAAUAGCCUAUAACCUAUAUAGCCUAUAUAGCCUAUAACCUAUAUAGCCUAUAUAGCCUAUAACCUAUAUAGCCUAUAACCUGUAUAGCCUUCUAAAAAGAGCGCUCGCCACCUUCGCGAUGUGGCUGCUGGGCACGCGGAUGGGCACGCGGUGGAGGGUGGACUUGGCCACGACCAUGGUGAAGAAGCGCCUGUGAAAAAAGUGGAGGUGAGAUUUCUUAGUCCUCCUGGGACCUCUGGCGUAGCACCAAGCAGACUGGAGACGGUGCACGAGUAUACGGAGAUGAAGCAUGUGCCAGCUUUAUGUUGUUCAUAUUGAAGAAAAGAUAUCAACAAAAAAGCCAUAUUCUAGAAUAAGUAGUUUACAGAACGGAUGUAGGAUGGACUUGGGCUCUCAACAGUUUCUAUAAUUCAUUGAACUAGUUCAAUAGUUCAAUAGCUCAACUCAACGAUGGAUCGGAUGGAUCGGAUGGACCCCCCUGCGUCACACACAAUGAGCACGUUUGUGGUCAGAUAUUUUUUGCUUGUUGUCAUGUCACGUCCGUUUUUCUAGACGUACUUGAAGCACUAGGGGUUAGUAGUUUAUGUUAUUUUUAUCUAUUUGUACAAUUCAGAAAACUGUGGGCAGCUGGUGGAAGGUAGAUGAAUGGAGGGAUAACUGGUAGGUGUAGCUGCUGUAUAAAGAAACCGUUGGUAUUAGUAGUAACCAACGUUGAUGUUGCUGAUUGUUUUCUUUUCAUAAGAGACCGACGUUAUUCGCCUGCCGUUUUUGGACGAUGGAGUUGGGAUCGAAGAAACGAUUCCUGGCGAUUCCGCUGCUGUCGCAGAGGGCGGUGGACUUAAGACUACGAUUCAUAGAGUACUAUAGAAGUCUGUAUCCUGUCUCAGAACUUCCUAUAAUAACAAACUAAGUAGCUAAGUAACUAACUAACUAACUAACUCACUAACUAACUCCUGUCUCAGAAGUCAAGUGACAAUCUGAUAGAUUUACAAUAGCCAACUUUAUUGUAACGAAGAACUCACUGUUCUAGAAAGAAAAGUUCUGCAAAAUGAGUAGAGAUACGAUUGAUAUUGGUUGUAGACAAGGAACUUCGACUUUUCGUGUGAUAGCUAAGUCGGGGCAUCCUCUCCUCUCCUCUCCUACCUUACUUACACUUGCAACACAUGGUGAACCGUUUGCGUUACCUUAUGCUAGGAAUACCCAUCUACUUACUCACUCUUAGUACAUCUCGCUCUAAAACAUCUGGAGCAUCUGCAAAAGGCUUUUUACAGAAGCGAAGCUCAUCGCCUGUACGUGUCAGAGGACUGCAACCAUGGGGCUUUUUGCAAACCAAAAGGGUUACCUCACGGCAGCGACGAAAUUUGCGUGGUGGUCACACUGCGAGCGUGAGCUACGAUCCAGUUGGGCAUAUCGAUGAAGAAAUGCCUGAUGGCAGAUCUUCUCUCAGAAAGUCGAGGGCGGCAGGUGCCUUCCUCGAGAAACAAGCGAGCGCACGAGAAGCUGCAGCUGGUGCAACAUCUCCUACAAGCACUAUAACCGCUGCAAGUGACGGAGAGCCUCCCGCAGGAGUCGUUGAUGCUGUUAUGAUCUACUCGUUAAAUUAGCGCAGAAAUGUCUGCAUUACCUUGACCGCCCUAUCAAUUCGUCAUUCUUAGCUUUUUUGGGGAGAAUAGAUACUAACUUUACCUCUAGAUGACAAUAUCUAGGCUCUGGAAGGAUCUUGUCUCUCUAGUGGUCUAGUAGGAGGACCAUCUGCGUAGCCUAUCCACAACUAUGGUGGUGACCAUCACCACAUGAUCAUCACCAUCCUUCUCUAUCUAGGCUCAGCCUCUGCUGCUCUUCUCUAAUUCGGAUCGGGAGCCGCAUGUUUCUGCUGUGCCACAGGGUAUCCCAAUGGACGAAGGGUCUACGCGCUUUUACGCCGACUGUGCCAAGAAGAUGGAUACGAAGGCCAGUGCGGUUGUGGUGAUCGAAGAUCAUGAGCUUUAUGGCGUUGAUAUAAUGGACGAGGUCAUUGUUUUUAUUUGUAGUUCUUGAUUCUGUUUUUUAUAACUGGUGGAGAACCAACAAAGUUCGCUCAUCUCUGUCAAAUUCAUAAGCUAACCUAACUCAUUUUCUACAGGAUCGAUCUAGGCUGAAAGAGACUAGGCGACCACCUCCACUGUUUCUCAUAUCAGCUUCAGUAAUUUUAGCCUCAAUCUACUUGACAAAAAGAACGAUAUAAUAGAUGACCGCUAGUACUAUCGUGUCCUUGUCUAAGAUGUGGAAGCUUUGCGUGCGAGAAGGGAGUUCACUACGCAAGGCGUCACCUGGAUUCAGGCUGCGGAGUUGCCGGACGAGGAACCGCCAUCAUUCGAGGUCACCGAACUGGCGACACUGGGCAAGGAGCUGUGCAAAAGUGCAAUUGACUUGACGUUGUUUUUCCACCGUAAUUUGCCUGAAGCGGUUGGCGGAGAGCACCCGCAUCAUGUGGAUUUGCCAGUUAAGGGUCCUUGUCACUAAUGAAUGCCUGUUGAAUAGGAAGUACUAUAUUCUUUUUGAAUAUUUCAAAAAAAAUAUGGCAGCUGAUUCAAGUUUUGGUUUUCCGAAAGGUAAUAUAAAUGUCCCACUUGAAGAAAUUGAAUUCUAGGACAGCCUUGAAAUUGAAUUGUGGCAAGCCCUAAUUCUAGGACGGCAUCGGAUAUUUGGCAUGAGGCAUGGCUUAACCUGAUGAAGUCUCCGGAGAAGGACAAAGAUGCCGGACCCACCGCAGAAAAAGCCGAGGAGGCCAAACUCGUCGACAAGGGAUCACUUAUGAAGCAAAUUGCACUUACAUCAGGAGAAGUCAGUAAGAGGACUCGGUCUCGUUCUUAGAUGGUAACUCAGUAAGUAGAGGACUCGGUAGAAGGAAAUUACAAUUACACGAGGAGGACUGAGUAAGAGGACGCGAUAGAAGUAAACGUCUUAAUUUAUUCUUGAAAUUUUGUAUUCCUCGAUUGGGCUGCAUAGAAGCGACUAUUCAUUUGAUGUUGUAUGGAUGCUAGUGUCAAACUGCAACUGCUACCUCAACCUCAAGCCGAAGAGUAUACUAUUAUUCAAUGUCUCACUCAUCUAUGCUAAAUAUGUCCCACUCAUCGUCGCUAUCUUAUUCUAAUGUGGCAGUGGAAAGGCUCGUCGGUUCGACGCAUGCGGCCAAAGCGAAGGAAGCGCUGGAGGCUUUUCGAGGCACGACGAUUUCAUCUGGUGGGGAGGACGGUCUCCUGCUGACGGCCGCGGCUAGAGUCGAAAGCCAAACUUUUUUAUGACUGCUAGAGUUGAAAGCGAAAGCAAAAGCGUUUGCGUAUAAUUUUGGAUUUACUAGCAGCUUCAUCCGACCCUACAAUAAUUUACUUGCCUUAGAAGUAUCAUCGCAGAGUAGCUUACCUUAGUAGUCAUCAAGGUAGUGAGUUCCUUGAUAAUCUAAGGUCUGCGGUCACGUUUACCAGCUCACUAUUUGAUAUUUUGAUUUGAGUUAGACUUUUAGAUGAUCUAGAUGUAGUCUUCUAGCGGGUACCUUUGAUGCUGGAUUUACGAGGUUUAAGUACUUACGUUAAACCAAGCAGCUGAGCAGUCUGUUCUAUGAAGCUGGCUCUAAAGUCUCGCGACUAUCUGCUUGAUCACAUCGUGAGUCCACUUAUCCCCGACCUGGUGAUGGGAGAGGACGCGAGGCAGGUCUUGAUGCCAGCUGAGUAUGCAGCACAGCGUUUUGGAACUGCCUCGACCGCUCCUCUGGUACUAUACUUCUGUGUGAAAAAAAAAUUGAUACCACCUAUGACUUCUACUUGACUAUUUACCUCGCGAUCCUGUUUAACCUAAAAACACCACGUCGUAUGUGUAUGAAGCCUCAUCCUGUCCAACUUAGGUCGCCGGGUCGUAUACGCGAGAAUCCAUCGUGAUCAACUCCUUUUGGAAACAUGGACGCAACAAGUAUGAGUCUUUGCACACCGAUGUCUCGAUCAAAGGGAGCCCACUGCUAGGUACGCAACUGCGUGUUGAAACUAAAAUGCUAUUUCAAAAUUAUCUAUUCGUUUUGUAUGUAUGUGCACGAUAUCAUCAGGUUUCAAAUUUUCCUUUUGUUUUGAUAGAACAAGAACAAGAUUUGAUCUACUUUAAGUUUUGACCUAGAUUCUAAACAACUGUCUACAUAUUUUUUUCCUAUAAAAGAACAAGAACAAGAUUAUCAUCAGGUGCUAACACGUGGAUGCGAGACAUUCUGCAUGUGCCGGGACUGAUGCACAUCGACAAGGAGCUCGCGCUGGAUGGUCGCUUCGGUGUGUUAGGCUACUUUGCGCAAUUGCUGGCCAAAAACGAGGAUUUUCCUCACAUGGAGAGCCUAUUCACCUUACGAUUAGAAGAAACCAAAGCCCUAGUUGUUUUAUAGAGAAAUUCAAUCUUUUUCGGCUCGUUUAUAGUCGUGAACGCUAGCCUCCUCGUUUGUGGGCCGACUCCUAUCCUGUCCUAUCCGAUCCUAUCCUAUAAUCAUGGCCACUUAAGUGAAGUAGAAUACGAUAGAUCUAUAGAGAGUUCUGGACUGACCUCGCGCUGUUUGUGUCUUGAUUUCGAUCAUGAUCACACUCAGAUUCUGUCUCUACGGUUGGUAGGAACAGCACUAUCAGAGGCAUACACAUGAGAGGGGGCGCGUGACUCGUUCACUCAUUCACUACCAAGAGGACGCACGUAGACCUACCUUGCAAACCAGCAUUCAAUCAGAUGAGUGUUUCAAAUUAUAGACCAGUAGGCUUCCACUACUUAUUUUUGGUGGAAGAUGGAUUCCGAUAGAUGGGUUCCGAUAGAUGGGUUCCGAUAGAUGAAUUCCGCUAUGUUAAUAGAAGUGGAGGUAGACGAAGUACAAAAGGUCGAGCCUGAUAAUUAUUUCAAUAUGUUGUUAAGCGCGGUAGAGAUCAAGUAAAAAAGUUUGAGGCUCAGCUCUAUGCUUUUUUUCGUCUUGUAACAGAUCAGACUCGUCUAAUAGCAGAAAGUGAAAAAGUGCGGCAAGCGGCGGUUAUGUGCGGAAUGAAGAACGUCUGGCCAAACGACGGUGGCGAAUCGGCGACAUCUUCAGCUUAUGAUGCUGGAAUUGAUUCCCAUAGCUAGCCUGUACGUAGUAGAUGAUACACAUAUAAGUACUAAUAAAUGUAUUCAUAAGUAGUUAGCACUGAUCCACCCCAGUGCUGCUGCAUGCAAUUGAAUAAUCUUCUCUAAGUUUUACCAGGUUCCACCGGCUCCGAUGCCUCCAGUGAGUCGGCUGCUUCGGUUUUGUCGUCUUCAACGCAGAGCUCAUUUGGGAAGAGAGCUGGAGGCGGCCUCUGCGGCAGCUACUUCGAUAACUUGCGCGACAAGGACUCGAAGCCUACGGAGGCUGCAGAUGCUGCGUCGUUAAGGCUAGUGCCAAUAUUUUGAGAGCACUUCCUUGUAGUAACGCGAUGCUUCUUGCAGUCUUCGCGCACAUGAUUCUCCCUUACAUUUACUGCAAGUACUACCGGGCUAGUGCCACAACGUCAACAUCAGAGAAAUUCGUAGAACUUUUACUUCAUCUCGUUCUACCUGAGUCAACGCUUCCAAGGUGGACCUUUCGGUGACUUUGCAGAGAAAGAUCGUGUGAGCUUAAAUAAGAAGGAACAUCUAGUACAACUACAUCAUGCCAACAUAGAGUAGUUACUCUACUCCAUGUAAAGUAUACUCUACUUCUUAGUGUAGUUUUAGUAGUUUUUUUAGUACUUCUUAGUAGUUACUCUACUCAUUAGUGUUUUAGGUUAUCCCUUCAUGCAAAGUAGUUACUCUAGACUUCUAAUAAAAACCGCUUUCCUACACAUCAUUUGUCUACGAGCGACCGGGUUUGGACCAGAAGUGCCGCGAUCUUUUUUGCUUAGCCUCAAGGAGAUCGGCGUCACAGAGCAUGCUGACAUUCCAGGAAGUCUGGUGGUGUUCUUCUACUAUGUGGCAUCGCUUUUUUUAAGGCUAGUUUUUCACUAUCGUCCCAUGUGGAGUUCUAUGUUGAGUCGGGAAGAAGUUCCCCCUUGUACGGCUCCUCCGAUAUUCGUAGAUUUGUGGCCGAUUGUACGGUCUUAUGCGCUCCCAGUAUGUAACUUGGAUGAGCUUAUUUAGGUUAAUUAUUUGAUUGAAAGGGUGGCGGCAUAUAGUCCUAACGCAAAAAAAAAAAAAAUUUCAAGGGGAGACUAAGGGGGAAACAGGGCAACGCACUCAACAGAAGACAGUGAAUGACUAGCGCUAAUCUUUCUGAUCAAGGGUGGCGACGACCUUGCAGGCGUGAAGAAACACAUCAUCAAAGAUAAGGCUCAAGCUGAAGUCACUUGAUACGUUUUUGCACGCUAAUUUCCCUCGUUGUUUCGGAUACUCUUAGGUUGUGAGGGUUGACAAGGAGGGAUACGGCUUUGAGAACUCUUCUUAGGAUGUCGUGAAAGGAAGUAGAGCUUCCUUCCACGUUGAGCGCUAAUAAACACGUGGGCGAAUUGUCUGGCGCGUUGGUCUCGAACAUCAAGAAGAUGGUUCCUCAGCUGCUAAGCGAAGAUUUUCGAGGGAAGGUUGGAAAAUGGGUAGAAGAACACGUCGUUGGAGGGUUCGCGAGAGUUAAGAGUAGACACGGAGAAGUAUGUCAUACUGUAGUAAAGUCAUAGCUCCAAAAGAGAAAUGCCUCUUGUCAGGCACAUCAAUCAGUCAAUCAAUCAAGUUUAAGUUGUGGCGACUUUGUUCGUUUGUCGACGAGGAGGCUGUAUAAAAGGACUUAGUAUAACUAGUUUUCUUCGUUUAUUGAUGAGGGUGUAGAAAAGGACUAAGAGUUUUGUUCGUUUGUUGACGAGGGUGUAUGAAAGGAGUAGCUUUGGUUUGCUGAGGAGGUCAGAGAAGGAGUAGUUUUGUUUUAUCCUUAGAUAAGAACAAACUAUGACUAGUCUAGUAAAUGUGACCAACCACCCUAAUCGGUAUGUAUCUGUACCUUGUUACUUCAGGCGGGUACCUACGUGGUAGUCGAGGAGCUAGCACGUUCGCUAGUGUUAGACUUCAUAGGAUGGAAAAGUAUUAUGAAACGACAAAAAAGUUCUCUAAGCUUCGAUUCUGGGACGCUUGGACGAAGGAUGCUGCAUCCGACUCCGAGGAUGGUGGGAAGGCUACUCAGCGAUCUCAAUGGCGCUGCUUUUGUUACGACAAGUCAUAUAAGUCUAAGUAGUUGUUUCUUAUCAUCCUAAGCGUUUGAAGAGGUACACUACACUCGAACUCGACUGUCCCCUUUCAUCAUCCUAUGAAUGACGUAGUAAGCUACCUUUCUCUUUUUUGGUGUCAUCCUACAUGAACAUGAAGAAAUAACCAUUGUAGUUCUAAGAUCUUUAUUCCUUCUUUGUCUCCUGCUCCAGUAACAGCCUCCAUCUUCUAACUUUUGCAACGGUUGCGAUUCGUCGAUUCCCUCAACGUGCGCCAAGACCUCACCGUGACCGAUGCGGCACAUGCGGGUGGUAUUACUGCAAAUGGUGUAAGAAGAAGCACUCUGUCUAAUGCCAUGACUUGUCUACUACAAAUGGUGCAAGAAGAAGUACUCUGUCUCAUGUCAUGACUUGUCUACUACAAAUGGUGUAAGUAGAAGUGCUCUGUCUAAUGCCAUGACUUGUCUACUACAAAUGGUGUAAGUAGAAGUACUCUGUCUCAUGCCAUGACUCGUCUACUACAAAUGGUUUAAGUAGAAGUACUCUGUCUAAUGCCAUGACUUGUCAACUCAUCAGUUAUGAAACAAGAAGAGCACAUUAACCUAAAACAAUUACAGCUGCGCCAGCUAUGCACGCUCCUGUGGCUGUGGUUGGUCCGAAGGCACACGCGCACGCACCAAAGGAGCCACAGAAAGAACGCUUUUGGCCUGGUGACUCCGCAAUACAUCACACGCCUGCCGAGUACUGGGUCAAGCCUCAGCGAAUGUACUUCGGUGAGACGAUGGUCACCAGCGGCGUCUCCACGUUUCUUAUGGAAUAUACUUACUCACUGUGCUUCUAAUAGAAAACCCUAACGAGCUUCUAAGAAAAAACGGUAAACAAAUUAGCAUGUGCCAUGGAAGUAGAACCUGUGGAGUCUGUGUGUUAUCGACAUGCAAGCUCUUCCCUUUCGGAUAAGCAUGGCACUACAAAAAAGAAAGUGGGCUACGAAAUGAAUUGGAACCCUUUUCUUCUAUCACAAAUCCUUGAUAUUGUGAUACAAGAAAAGGUUUCCAAUUCAUUUCAUAGGAAAAUUGGAAACCUUUUAUUCUAAUAUCCUUGACAUUAAAAAUGACAGUUGAGUGCUCUAAUCCUGGCCAGCAGGUUGCUCUUCCCUCGAAGCAUCAUCAAGAGUCGCUGGGCAUCGAGUCGCGCGUUCUCGUUGUGGAUGUCUGCCUGAACUUAAGGCCAAAGCUGAUCACGAAGUCAAGAUCAUUAGAAAUGAUGUCCCCGACACUUUAAAGUCAAGAUGAUUUAGAAUAAUGACGAUGAUGAUCCUAGUUCUUUGUACAGACAACAACUAUUAUUCUAACAAAAGCAGAGCUCAAGGACUGCUGGCCUGCUAUGCCGCAAGCAACGGAUGAAGGCGUGCCGCUCUCGGCUGGCGCUGGAGACGAAGGUUCCGAGGAAGCGGCUGAAACUGGAAGUGGCUCGGCUGUU
Messenger RNA from Amoebophrya sp. A25, 11554 nucleotides. The record is from the annotation of a GenBank genome assembly. Lineage: Eukaryota; Dinophyceae; Syndiniales; Amoebophryaceae.